Messenger RNA from Pomacea canaliculata, 2705 nucleotides. Its product is annotated as ras-related and estrogen-regulated growth inhibitor-like. The transcript is spliced from 5 exons. The coding region runs from base 1109 to 1771 and encodes 220 amino acids. Gene Ontology annotation, molecular function: GTPase activity; GTP binding. The record is from RefSeq and is a predicted model, not a curated record. NCBI's taxonomy places the organism in Eukaryota, Metazoa, Mollusca, Gastropoda, Architaenioglossa, Ampullariidae.
CUCCCAUCCCCUCCCAUGCCUUGGUCCGCCCUGUGGGGAUCGUCUUGCUGCAGGUAACCUCCUUCCCAGGUAGACAGGUAUUGCUUGGCGCACGUGCGCUUUUACCUGACAGGUACUUAAUGCCGAGGCAAGACUUGGGUGAGUUUCGUCGAGUGCCGCGGUCUCCCCCCGCACACGCUUCGUUUCCGCAGACUGGGAAGACUGUUCCCCUCGUCGACAUCAUCGUCGGCGCAACGGUCUGCUGAGGAGAGAAGCGAACGGGAUUGUCCACCCCUCGCCCCCACCUCCGGGGUCAUUCGGCAGAAAUUCCUCCUGCAGGUGGAGGACAUCGUUAACACAGUGGCAAAUGGAUAAGCGGCAAGAGCAAACAGCUGUCUAUCUCACCUCCACAGACUGUCAGGCGAUAUAUCGGCACUGAAACUGCCAAUCGCGGAGACAAGUGUGUACCUUUUAUUAACACCGUUUGUUUUUCUCCAGCUUUCCUUCACUCAGCGCUCAGCGAUCUCGGAACUGUUGGUUGUGUCGUCUGUCCGCUUUGCCAGGAGUCAACGAGUCUCUUGCAUCAUCUUUAUUGCACGUGCCUGGCCCUGCUGCAUGUGCAUCUGGAAAUAUCUGAAAUCUGUGUUUACCAAACCGACUCCCAGGGCGCAACUUCAUUUUGGGGAGAUAAAUUAUGUUCCGAUUUUAUUACUCACUAGGAAAAAUAUUUCAUUGCUGCCAAAUGGAAGCUGUUUAUUCAGCCACCCCCUGAUGCUCUCGAGCGGAGGAAUUUACUGAGGGAUUUUGUAUAUCGGCUGAAGUGCUUGGCGUUCGCUUCUCCUGGAACGCAACAGAACUGUGUUACUGUCUUGGUUUUUGCUGGACGUCUUUCGCUGGAUCCCGGAAGUUUGAUAGGAGCAGGAGGAGUCCACCACAGUUCACACACACACACAAGUGAUAGAAGAAGACGGACAGACAUUUUACACAGAUUGGCGAUCUCACGUGACAACGAGAGGACGUCAGAGCACGUAGACGACGUCUUCAGGAGGACCGGCCACACGCCAGGCGCCGUGAGUUCCAGCUGUCACGUGCGAGAGCCGUGAACUACGUGACCUUGUGACCCUAGGAGAUGAGCUCUCUGACUGUCAACAGCCCCGGGGGAGGGAGCGACGGUCAGGCCGGUACGGGAUCCGGCUCCACCCUCAAGCCCUACCUCCGGCGCAAAAAGUCGUCGCUAGGGGAGACGAAGGUGGCGGUGCUGGGCAUGAGCGGUGUCGGCAAGAGCGCUCUUGCAGUCCGCUUCCUGACCAAGAGAUUUAUUGGCGAGUACGAUCAAUCAGCAGAUAACAAGUACAAGUGUACAACAACUAUUGAAGGCGAAUCCGUCACCUUUGAACUGCUGGACACACGAUCAACAAACGAGGAUCACGGGGCGCACGAGGACGUGCUGCGGUGGGCGGACGGCUUCAUGUUGGUGUACUCGGUGACCAGCCGCCACAGCUUCCAGGUGCUGGCCGACCUCAAGCGGCGGGUGGAGGAGGCCAAGAAGACGUCGCACGUGCCGGUCAUCGUGGUGGGCAACAAGGCUGACCUGGCGCACUACCGCGAGGUCACGCAGGACGAGGGGGCGCGUCUCGCCGUGGACCUGGGCUGCUCCUUUCUGGAGGUGUCGGCGUCGGAGGACGUGGUGCGGGUGACGGACGCCUUCCACACCCUGUGUCGCGAGAUCAUCGACUUCAAGCGGCGCUCAAGAACAUUUCUCGACCGUGUCUUCGGCCUCAAGAAGUCCUGAUCGCGCGGGCAGACCUGCGCACGUUGGAUGACACGAGCUUCGCCAGCUUCUCCCAGCAUUUGCCACCUUCUGAAGGAAGACCAUCUCAACGGCUGACGACAGGUGUCCACCAUGCCCAGCUAGGAAAUGUUGGCUUGACACUGAGAAACACACAGUGGUGUGGCCUUAGCUGCUGACACGGCGUAAAACAAACAAACAGUGCGGCUGAGGACACAUUGGAUGCUAGUUACUUCCCGUUAGACAAAUUCUCUAUAAAUCUCCUGUCAUACAGGAUGGAAGUAUAUGGAGGAGGGCAGAGCACAAAGUAACGUCAAAGCAAAACAAACAAACAAACAAACAAACAAACAAACAAACAAACAAAAACAGCCAAAAGAUGACAAUACAGAGUAGAUCGCACUGCACUUUCAGUGAAUGUUAUUUUUUUUUAGGUUUGUUGAGCAAAUGCAAGGCAGGAAAGUAGUCUUUCAUGGAAGUGUCCUGAUGUAAAUAUGUGUAUAUUUAUUUGUGUGGAUGCGUAUACGUCGAUAUGUACGGCUGUGAGUAUAAUUCAGUGUACAUAUUCUACUUAUUCUCGUGACUUUGUUCCGAUGGAUUGAUUUUUCUUAGAAUUUUGCUAAAGCAAAACAAAUUGAGGUCUUGAAUCUCAACGCCCCCUUUUUAUUUUGUUUGAAUGCCAUGUUAUUGUGUGGAAAGGUGUACAUUUUGUUGUAUACAUGUAGGGGAAAGGAUCUGGUGAGCGCUGUUCAUUUGACUGUCUCCUUAUUAUUCUCAAUCUGUAAUUAUGUCCUCUAAGUUAUUUUGUGGUGAAUGAUGUAUAGAAACAAUUCGUGUUUUAAAGAUUGUGUGUACAAUCAGAUCGCACUAAUGGAUUCAUCUGAUACAUCACAUGCCAGUUUAUUGUAACUUCAUUAAAGCAAAAUUUCCAUCAGUUUUA